UUUUUUUAAUUAUGGAAAACGGCAAACAAUGGUUUCACAGUGACUCUGAUGGUCUUCAUCUCUUAUUUGAACCAUUGGCAUUAGACGCACACAGUGAAGUUUUAACCGGAUAUCUCUUUAUCGGAUGCAUGUGUGCGCUGGAAAGAAUGGUUACUUACUAUCUAGAUCAUAAAUUGACUGCAUCUCAUCCCACUUUUGUUGCUGCCACCACUACAAUAGAACGGAUAAGCCGUGUAGCAGUCCGUACAUUACUCUAUGGUAUUGUCACUACGCUUAGACUAUUAUACAUGCUUGUCGUCAUGUAUUUUAAUACGGGCUUAUUUCUUACUGUGGUGUUCUCUCUAACAGUGUCCCAAAUGAUUAUUGAAAUUAUCAAAUCCAGCCAUGGUAGAAAAACUCCGUUGAACUUUCAAAAUAAGGGUUACAGCGAUCUCACGUCAAUUGAUCAAACAGAGCUAUCAGUUCAUUCUGACGAUGAAGAUGAAGUGGAAGAGGAUUACAAUGAUAAACAAUAUAAUAUACCAAAGAUAGUCAUUAGUAGUGAAAGAUAAACAUUCUUUAAUGUUUCACAUUUUUCUUUUUUUUAAAAAAAAAAAUAUAAUCAGCCUCAAAACAGCAGUAGUAACGAAUAAACUCCAUAUAAAUAUAAUCUA
Molecule: messenger RNA, 653 nt
Organism: Mucor mucedo
Lineage: Eukaryota; Fungi; Mucoromycota; Mucoromycetes; Mucorales; Mucoraceae
Exons: 4
Coding region: 12-551 (179 amino acids)
Biological process (GO): copper ion transmembrane transport
Cellular component (GO): membrane
Molecular function (GO): copper ion transmembrane transporter activity
Source: RefSeq, a predicted model, not a curated record